GCCGCAUUCUUCUGCCUUGUAUGGGCCGGGACGGGCGGGCGGGACCGGCCACGGCACCGGGACGCGAGCAGCCCCGGGACACAGCCCCGCCAGCAGCCCCGGGACACAGCCCCGCCAGCAGCCCCGCAGGCUCUGAGCAGCUGUAGGAGGAGUUUGCGGUCACCUCCCCCUCUGAGGCGCUGCGGCCAGAUUCCCCUGCCGAGGUACCACCCCAGCCGCCAAGAUGUCCAGCAAACGUGCCAAAGCCAAGACCACCAAGAAGCGCCCUCAGCGCGCCACCUCCAAUGUCUUUGCCAUGUUCGACCAGUCACAGAUCCAGGAGUUCAAGGAAGCCUUCAACAUGAUCGACCAGAACCGCGACGGCUUCAUUGACAAGGAGGAUCUACACGACAUGCUGGCUUCCCUCGGGAAGAACCCCACCGACGAGUACUUGGAGGGCAUGAUGAGCGAGGCGCCAGGGCCCAUCAACUUCACCAUGUUCCUCACCAUGUUCGGGGAGAAGCUGAAUGGCACCGACCCAGAGGAUGUCAUCCGCAACGCCUUCGCCUGCUUUGAUGAGGAGGCAUCAGGCUUCAUUCAUGAGGACCAUCUGCGUGAGCUGCUGACCACCAUGGGAGACAGGUUCACCGACGAGGAGGUGGAUGAGAUGUACCGGGAGGCGCCCAUCGACAAGAAGGGCAACUUCAACUACGUGGAGUUCACCCGCAUCCUGAAGCACGGGGCCAAGGACAAGGACGAUUAGAGCGCAGGGCUGCUCACCCCUUCUGCCUCCUCUUGCGCACCCCCCACCCCUCGGCCCCCUUGCUGCCCCACAGCAGGCUCCCCCAUGGGAAACACCUCCCAGGACUGGCACCCCACGUCGGAUCACGCUUGGAGGGGAGGCGCUCCUGUCACUUUGCUGCUGUGUGCCCAUCCAUCAGCCCCAGAACUCCCCUUCCACCGCCUCUCCCACCCACAGGCUCACCCUGCUGGGACCCCCAGCCUGGCUGGGACCCCCCACGAGCAGCCAUCGACCCCCUGAAGCCACCACACCACUGGUCCCUGAGGCUGGGGUGAGCAUCCCAGGUGAGCGCUGGUUUGAGCCUGAGCCACCCCCAUCUCGGGGCCGUAACACGCAGAGAAAGUGCCUUUCCUCUUUCCUCCCGCACUGCUUUCUUUCGUGAAAAUGUCACUUUGUGUCCUCGUCGUCUGUUUUAUGGCUUUCAAGCCUGUUGAUCUGAAGGAUUUGGGAAAGUGAAGUAGCAUAUAAAACCUGAUGGAUGUGA
This is a messenger RNA of Cuculus canorus (common cuckoo), 1265 nucleotides long. RefSeq names its product myosin light chain 9 (gene MYL9). Bases 224 to 742 code for a protein of 172 amino acids. Gene Ontology annotation, biological process: platelet aggregation; myofibril assembly. The transcript is spliced from 5 exons. The record is from RefSeq and is a predicted model, not a curated record. Gene Ontology annotation, cellular component: stress fiber; myofibril; cytoplasm. Gene Ontology annotation, molecular function: calcium ion binding. NCBI's taxonomy places the organism in Eukaryota, Metazoa, Chordata, Aves, Cuculiformes, Cuculidae.